Molecule: messenger RNA, 1608 nt
Organism: Theileria parva strain Muguga
Lineage: Eukaryota; Apicomplexa; Aconoidasida; Piroplasmida; Theileriidae
Product: putative coatomer subunit delta
Exons: 8
Coding region: 235-1608 (457 amino acids)
Biological process (GO): endoplasmic reticulum to Golgi vesicle-mediated transport; retrograde vesicle-mediated transport, Golgi to endoplasmic reticulum; Golgi localization
Cellular component (GO): cytosol; COPI vesicle coat
Source: RefSeq, a predicted model, not a curated record
GAAAUUGUUCAGAUUCUAACCUAUAAAUCAUUCAUAUUUAUAUUUUUCCAAAUGUUUUUAAUUUUAAUCCACAGAUGAGUAUUAUUAAAAUUAAUUUCAUCCAUUUUAAACUUUUUAACAAUCUAUUUAAACUGUUUAUUAUUUUUUAAUAUUUUUGCAAAUCUGGAUAAUCAAACUCAUUGAACAACCUAAUUUUACUUUUAUUUCUUUUUUAAUUUGGUUGUUUAUUUUCAAAUGAGUAUUCUCAGUACGGGUUUGGCCUCAGAGAUGAGGAUUUUGGUAUCUCGCCAGCACACUCAAAUGACUAGGGAGGAAAUAGAAUCUUGUUUUUCAAAUUUUUUAAGGUUAAUAGAGAACAAAAGUGGUGACCAUACCUUUGUUGAAAGCGAUAAGAACCGCUUUCUAUAUCAACUGGUUGAUAAUUUCUAUGUAUUUGUAAUGACGACCUUGGACUCAAACAUUAUUGAAGAUUUAAUAGUCCUAAAGACUUUAUGUGAAAUAGUUCAGAAUUUGGUUAAACCCGUUAUUAACGAAGAGAAUAUACUCAAGAAUAUUUUUGACAUACUCUUUUACAUGGAUGAGUUAGUGAGUAAUAAUCAGGGUGAAAACAUGGCGUUUGACCAGAUUAAAGUGUAUAUUGAGAUGGACUCCUAUGAAGAGAAAAUGCACAAAAAGGUCGAAAAAACCAAGGUUCGAGAGGAGGAGAAGAGGCGUGAGAUGUCAUCAAAGAUGGAAAAGAGAAAACAACUUGAUAAACUAUUUAUUGAUCCUUCAUAUCCCACUUCUCACUCGAGUUAUCAAGAACCGCCACCUGUUCAACAGGAACCGAAAAUCCAAUUACAAGCUCGUAAUUUAUCACCAUAUAAUACAAUUAAGAAGUUGAAGGAAAAGGAAAUUGCCAAGAUUGUUGAAGGCGAGGCACCAGCUGUUGUCCAAAUCAUCGAGACUUGUAACGGAAAUCUACACUUGGACGGAGAUGUUGAUUCUCUGAACGUACAAGGAGAACUGGUUACAACAGUGUUUGAGGAACAAGCACAGUCCGCAUCGCUACAAUUUACCUCAAAUAAGGAUAUUAAAAUGAAAUAUCACCCGAUGGUCGACAAAAAAAUGGUUACUAAAUCUAAAAUUGAACUUCAAAACGGGUUCAACUUGGCACAACCACUCUCAAUUAUUAAAUGGAAAUAUAAACUAUCAGAGGAUGAUUUCCCGCUAAGUGUUACUUGUUGGCCUAGUGAGGGCGCCACAGAAUGUGUAGUAGUGAUAGAAAUAACAAAUAACUCUGAACUUACGUUCACCGAUCUCACAUUUCAAGUCCUACACUCGAGAUUUGAUAACAUAAAAGUAAACUAUAAUGAGGGAGGAAAUGUGGAUUCUAACCCAGAUUCAUUAGUCUGGGUAGUUCCCACAUUUUCAGAGUCAGAUUCAGUCAAGCUAGAGUUCUCAACAACCACAGAUCUCAACAAUAUACUCCCGUUCACACUAGUUGCCAACUCUCAAGAUUCCUUAUCAAACGUAAAGGUUUUGGAAUGUUAUGAUAAAAAUAGUGGUGAGGCACUGGCGUUCCUGAGUAAAACUCAGUCAUGUUUGACAGUAACAAUCGGAGAAUGA